AUGCCUCCAAUCACAAACAAGGAAGCCAGAAUGGCCUGCAGCCCAUCCGGCGAAGACGUCUUCAUCCGCCAGCUACAAGGCCUCAAAGCCGACUGCUCCGAAGCCCUCGCUCACCACCUCCAGGUCAAUCCCGACGUAGCCUGGAAUCCCGAGGACGGCUCAGGGCAUCUACCUCACUCGAAACGCGAAAAAGCGCGUCUGAGACUCGCCCUCGAUCUUGAAUUCUGCGAAGAGACCGGAAAACCCCUCUUCCCUCCCGCCAACACUCGUCUCUCAGAUGAGCUGGUGUAUCUGGCAACCAAGUUCGAAGCCGGUCCUACACGCGCAAUCCGAUGGCCAUACGACUUUGAUAAAUCCGGAGACAUCGAUCCGAACCGCGUGCCCUCGGGACCGCCUCCGAUCGUCUGGGCCCAUGGUAUGCCUUUCUUCCCGGUGUACAAAGGAUACUAUAUCCUCUGUGGAAGAGAGCAUGCGGAGUGCAUUGGCUGGCUGCUUCAUGAGAAAACUAGGACUAUCAUGCUGGCGAAUCCAAUCUGGUCUGUUGGUGCAGUCAUUGCACCUGGUUCUGCUGUGAAGCUUCCGCAUGCCAUCGAUCGCCAGAUGGUAUGCCACAGGCCUCCAGGCGGCGAGAAGGAAGUCAUGUACAAAGGGAAGGCCUGGACUCGGGAUGUUGUGGCGGCGGAGCAUCAUCACUGUGCUGUUUUGCCGAGUCUGGACGACGAGGAUAUCACAGUCUGCCCGUUGUGGAAAGCCAGGGGCUACAAUGUUCAUUGUGGACCUUCGCAGCGUGAUGUCAGGCCGACUACCAUCCCGAAGGAUUUCUUCGUUCGUCAGGGUAUUGCCAUUGAUUAUCCCACUCUUGCGAAACCAUACAUCAACUUGUCUUUUGACGAUGAUGAGGACCCUGAUGAGGAAAUGGCCUCGAACAGUGAUGACAAUAUCGAAAAGACCACUGAACCGAGUGGAAAGGUUGCUGGCAAGACCGACGCGCCUGUCGAAACCCAGCCUGCUGCAAAAAUGGGGACGGACAGCGCGGUGGAGGUGGUUCCAGAGCAGAAGAAAAUGCAAGCUCAAACCCAGGCUCUCGAACGGGCUCUCGAAGAAAUCAUCCGAGGACCUCAUAUCGGCCAUUCAAACUUGGAAAAUACACCACCAGUUGAUUCCCACUGCCCUGUGAACACCAAGCUUGAUACUAGCAUGGCUGUUGAUGCUUCAGCCGAAAAGGUCACUGAAAAAACUACCCUUGAGCAACCCAGCACCGAAAAGGGUUCUACCCCUUCCACAGAGGACGUUAUCGAAAGCACUGCAAUCCGUACCACCGAGGUGCAACUGACUACCAACCAGCCUGAAAAUCAUCCAACAGAUCCCGAUGCCUCUCCUGCCCAAGUUCCCACCAUUGAGCCAACCACGCAGCAAAUCGCACAGGAACAGACUGGCAGUGAGGAAUCGUACAGCACUGCCGUUUCUCACUUAUCUCAGAGAUCAGAUGCCACUGGAACAGCGUGCAGCCAAAUCGAUGGUGUUAACAUCGACGAGAGUCAAGUCCCAGAACAAGUUGUUCGAGAGGAGACCUAA
Messenger RNA from Penicillium paradoxum, 1575 nucleotides. RefSeq lists its product as uncharacterized. The record is from RefSeq and is a predicted model, not a curated record. The transcript has a single exon. Lineage: Eukaryota; Fungi; Ascomycota; Eurotiomycetes; Eurotiales; Aspergillaceae. Bases 1 to 1575 code for a protein of 524 amino acids.